AUGUCUUCCAGUGUCGACAGCUGCAGUGGAAGCGGCGAGGAUCUUCGGGAGGUUAGGGAUGGUCGGCAUGCGGUUCAGAUAUCGGGCCACACGCCAGCGCAGAGUCCGGCGGAAAUGAUCAAAACGGCGAGCACGCAGUGUUCCAGUGUGUCCUUGCCGACCAACAUCAAUGAGGCAAUGGACAAUUCUGUGUCACAUCCGGUGACGAGUAUCAUCCCUGUUGACGUGGUGAUUGCGCUGUACGAUUUUGUGCCGGUGAAUAACAGCUCGUCGAAGAACAGCCAGCUGUCGCUGCAGCAGGGUGACACGAUUUAUGUUCUGAACAAGAACGAGUCCGGUUGGUGGGACGGCAUAUAUAUCGAUUCGUACAAUCGAGUUAACAGGGGCUGGUUUCCUCACACCUAUUCGAGAUCUCUGAACCACUCACAGCAGCAGCAGCUACAGUAUCGGCAGAAACAACAGCAGCAACAGCAGCAACAGCAUCAGCAGCAGUCACAGAAACAGCAGGUAUCAAAACAGCAGCAGCAGCAGCAGCAGCAUCCACAGCAAACACCGCAGCAUAUUUCUACGGCUAGUGGUAAACGGCGCUCUCAAGUGAGGCAUAAUUUGUCAACCCAUGGUAUCAGAAGAAGCAGCCUGCCACAGCAGCCCGUGCCACAGGCCUCGCCUAUUCACAGGCGAUCGAGUUUGUCAACAGGAAGUCCUUCAAGACAGUUGUUUGCUCCCCAUAACUCAUUUCAACAGAUCCAGGCCAAAUCACAUGGCCUGCGUCAAUGUUCUCCUUCUCCUUCACAGUCUUCAUCCGUUGGGUCAAUAUCUAUUUCUCCCUUCAGUUACGAGUUCAACUUUAAUGAUACCCAGCAUGUAAAUAGAAUUGGUAGCGAUAUUGCUUCAGCUUCACAAACGAGGUACAAUUCUCUUUCAGGUCCGUCUUCAAGUGCAGGUUCACAUAUGGGUUCCAUAGCCGGAUCGAAUCCGCGUUAUAACAAAGCCCAGCAUUUCCAGCAACAACAAGCUACUGAACAAAGUCAUCAUGAAAAAAUUAAUAUCCUAUCUCUUGAAGAAAUUGAAAUGAUCUUUAAUAGUUUGCAUACAGAGAUUCCGCCCAUUUGGUCUCCGAUUCCGGCAAGUACGAUGGAUAAGGUCGUUUACUACAACAAAAACUUUGAUAUUUAUUGCAGUCAAUUACCCCUAAUAGCGAAUUCAUCAUUGGACAGCUCAAGUGAUUUCAAGACCGAUGAUAAUCUAAUUGAUCUUUCUCCCAGAGAUUUACAAGAUUCAUCUAAAUCUAUUGACAGCAAAACGUUCAAAUUGGCCCCGACUUAUAACAGCCGUAAUUCGAUAGCUUCCAAAAACUCUUCACUAUCAUCAUCCACUCAGAUGCAAGCCAAGGACAUGCGUAGCGGCUCUUCUUCAACGAGUACUUCAUACGUUUAUCGGGUGGCAUCAGAGAGUCAAGCGGGGAAUACAGGUCAGCAGCCCCUUUCAAAUAAAGGAGGUCGCCAGAAACUACCUUCCACUGCAAAUACUGAUGCAGAUCCUAUCCCUCCUAAUUAUGGCAAAAAAAAGGUGAACUCGGUGUCUUCCGCUUAUAAUAGACAUAGCCAUAAACGACCACAAGCGAUUUUAUCGAAACCAGAUCUUUUUUACCACCAUACUAUGGAUAUUAAGUUGUGGUCGGAAUUGCGUGACACAACGUUAUAUUUUGUGACAAAGACUCAUAAUAUGUUUUUGAGAAAUAAUCGCCUGGAAUAUGAAAGGUCUCUUAACUUGGUCUCAGCGUUUUUGACAUAUACUCAAAUGGCGUGUCGCUUGAGCUAUGCUCAAAUAAAGGAGAAGCAACUUUUAAGGGAGGUGAAAAAGAUUCUCAAGAGGAUUAUAAACUCCCUGUCAACGAUAAGUAUAAAUUCAAGUGUUUAUUUUGGCUCCUUCCAUAGACCCUUCUCAUCUCUUAAUGAUACACCAAGACCCUCCGAAGCAUCUUUAAAAGAUGAAGAUCUUAAAAAAGGCACUACAAAUGAGGUUAGUGAGCCUCUAUACAAAAAUCCGAAUGUUACAGACACCGAUACCUUAGUCGGCGACAGUGCUACUUAUCCUCCAUAUGCGGGUUAUCAUGUCAAUCUUUCUGGCACAGACUCCUAUGCAGAAUCAAGCAGUCCUCAGCGUAAUAAUUCGGCGACUACCACCAGAACGUCGGUGCCUAGCAUUAGGGGCUCACCUCACGACAUACCGACCUCUAGCGCAAUAAUAAAGAACUUGUAUGAAAACUUGGAUAUCGAAUUUAAUCAUUUAAUUAAAGCGAUACAAACACUUUUUUUGCUGUUACAAACGUCUAUAAUCUCGAAUGAUUGGAUACCACAACUAUUCCCAAGAUUUUUCAAGGGAUCUUUUAAUGGUGGUUCGUGGUCAAAUCCUUUCAAUCAAAUUCAUCAAACACAUGAGAGCGUUUCGUCACAGGUAUCAUCCCCAUCAGGUCUUCCUUCCAAUGUCGCCGAGGCAAUUGCUGGUGUUUAUGGCUGUCCAUCGGUUGAUUGUGCAGAUACCUGUCGCGAUGCUAACUUAUUCCCUUCGACUUCUCGUGAAAAGAGUAUUCAAUCAUCUCAGAAGACAAACACCCUCUCAGGAUUUAAUAGACCCCUUCAUCAUCGUACUUUUUCGAGAUCAAAAGCAUCGCGGAACAUUCAGUAUCCAUUGAAUGAUAAUACUGCUAAUUUGAUGAAGAAGAGAUAUCAAUCCAUAUGCGAAAAGUUGGGAGCUAUCAAACUUUUUGAUGCAUCUGAUAACAACCACGGAACAAUUGUUUCGAAAAAGAAACAGCUGGAGAUCAUUUCGCAAACUUAUGAGGAGGUUAGUUCCUGCGUUCUUCUGGAAGUUUUAGAAAACUUAGAUUUAGGUAUUUUCGUAAGUCUGCGAACACUGAUUACCAGUAACAGAAAAUUGGAUCAUGAAAGCGAAGAAUUCCUGAGACAUGCCUUCUCAACAAUUUCUUCUAUACUUACGGAUUUUUUUGAUAUCAAACAACUCUUUCAUGAUAGUGUUGUAAAAUUUAUUAUGAGUGCACAGCAAAUCACUUUAGAUGAUCCUUAUGUAUUCUGUUCCAUGAGACCUAAAUUUCCAGUCGGAUAUUUCGAGCCAGGGUUAAAUCCUAUCUCCCAGUCGCAUACCAACAGGAUCGAUAAAAAUGUCAUGGAAUUUUACACCUCCUUAAUAUCGAAGGACGUUGAAUUCAAUGAUAUGACGUUCUUGAGGACAUCGGACGAGUUUAUUGAUUGCUGCGCGAAAUAUACUCAAAUGGCAUUUGUUUCAUGUGGAAUUGUAGAACAGUUGGUUGAAAGUAGAGAAAAUCUUUUGAACUAUGCAGCAAGAAUGAUGAAAAAUGAUCUCACUGCAGAAUUAUUGGAAGGGGAGCAACAGAAAUGGUUUGGAGAUUACGAAGUGUUUGAAAAUGAGGACGGUGAUGAAACUAUCGAGAGGGAUAGCGAAGAAACUGAUGAAUUCUCUGGAGUAGAAUGCACAGAUGAUUCUAGCGAUCCUUUGAAAGAUAAACCAUGGUUUCUCCAGUCAGAGUACUCCAAGAGUUUUAUAUUGGACCAGCGAGGCAGAAUUAAAGGUGGAACUAGUGAAGCUCUCAUUGAGCACUUAACUAGUCAUGAAGUCAUCGAUGCAUGGUUCAAUGUUAGUAUGCUCAUUACCUUUAGAAGUAUGUUUACCACGAGAGAGUUUCUCUAUGCUCUUGUAUAUCGCUACAACCUUUACCCACCGGAGGGGUUAAGUUACGAUGAGUACAAUCUUUGGAUUGAAAAGAAAUUGAAUCCAAUUCAAUGCCGUGUCAUUAACAUAAUGAAGUCUCUUUUCUCGCAGUACUGGACUCCAGCGUAUUAUGAACCAGGAAUUUCCUCUAUUCUGAACUUUGCUCAAAUUGCUGUCGGUGAGAAAAUUCCUGGUGCCGAAGAACUUUUUGAGGAAAUCAGUGACAACAUAGCUGCAAAGGGUGUAAGAAAAAGUACUGAUGGAAGCUCAUUCUUCCAUGAAGGUGGUACAGUUUCAGAUUUCAAUAUGAAUGCACUCUCAAGUUUUUCUUCUAUACAUUCUUCCUCCCCCAUUAUCAGACUUAAGAAAUUUAAAAUUUUGGAUAUAGACCCGCGAACAUAUGCUGCUCAAUUGACAUUAUUGGAGCAUUCACUGUAUAUACGCAUUCCUAUUUUUGAGUGCUUGGAUAGAGCUUGGGGUACAAAGUACUGUGACAUGGGGGGCUCUGCAAACAUUACAAAGUUUAUCAGUAGUGCAAACAACCUCACAAAUUAUGUUUCCUACGCAAUUGUUAAAGAAGUCGAAGUGAAAAAGCGGUCGGCCCUGAUCCAGUACUUCAUAACAGUAGCUCAGUACUGCCGUGAAUUGAAUAAUUUUUCGGCGAUGACUGCAAUUGUCUCAGCUUUGUGUUCGUCCCCAAUUUAUCGUCUGAAAAAGACGUGGUCGCAUGUUUCUGCAGAAUGCACCAGGAUUUUAAGAGAACUCAAUAGCUUGAUGGAUUCCAAAAAGAACUUUAUCAACUACAGAGAGCUGGUAAGGUCUGUGAUAGACGUCCCAUGCGUGCCAUUUUUCGGUGUAUAUCUCUCAGAUCUAACCUUUACGUUCGGAGGCAAUCCUGAUUUCUUGCAUAGAUCUUCCGAUAUCAUCAAUUUUGGCAAAAGGGCUCGUAUAGUGGAUAUCCUGGAAGAAAUAAUGAGCUUCAAGAGAAUUCACUACAAAUUUAAGCGUUAUGAUGAUAUUCAGUCAAUAAUUGAAAGUUCACUUGAGAAAGUACCACAUAUAGAGAAACAGUAUGAACUUUCUUUACUUAUCGAGCCAAGAACAGAUGAUCAAGGCCGCCCUUCAGCAGUUAAUCCUAUUAAAGGGAAUGUUUUUGAUCCCAAAGCAGCCAGUGAUGUUAGAAAUGGAAGACUGCUGAAGUUUGGCAAGAAAAAAUCAUCUUCAAGAUUAUUUUGA
Zygotorulaspora mrakii is the source of this 4986-nucleotide messenger RNA. RefSeq names its product Ras family guanine nucleotide exchange factor CDC25 (gene CDC25). Gene Ontology annotation, biological process: positive regulation of GTPase activity; Ras protein signal transduction. Gene Ontology annotation, molecular function: protein binding; guanyl-nucleotide exchange factor activity. The record is from RefSeq and is a predicted model, not a curated record. The transcript has a single exon. Bases 1 to 4986 code for a protein of 1661 amino acids. Gene Ontology annotation, cellular component: plasma membrane. Lineage: Eukaryota; Fungi; Ascomycota; Saccharomycetes; Saccharomycetales; Saccharomycetaceae.